This is a messenger RNA of Tripterygium wilfordii, 803 nucleotides long. Its product is annotated as ethylene-responsive transcription factor ERN2-like. Gene Ontology annotation, molecular function: DNA-binding transcription factor activity; DNA binding. The coding region runs from base 55 to 660 and encodes 201 amino acids. The transcript has a single exon. NCBI's taxonomy places the organism in Eukaryota, Viridiplantae, Streptophyta, Magnoliopsida, Celastrales, Celastraceae. The record is from RefSeq and is a predicted model, not a curated record. Gene Ontology annotation, biological process: regulation of DNA-templated transcription.
UUUGCCAACCAAACCAACCUCUCUAGCUCUCUUUGCUCUCUUUCUCCUACUCCCAUGGAAUCCCACCUGGAGAGCUUAAAAACUCCAUCUCCAGAUCCUUGUGUAAACAAAACCCUAAUCAUCCCUAAUAAUGAAAAAGAAAACAACCUCCAUGGAAUUGUUGGUGGAAAGAAAAGAAGCAGAAGGUUUCUUGGGGUGAGACAAAGACCAUCAGGAAGAUGGGUUGCUGAAAUCAAAGACUCAAAUCAGAAACUGAGGCUUUGGUUAGGAACCUUUGAUAGAGCAGAAGAAGCUGCUCUGGCUUAUGACAAUGCUGCGAGGCUUCUCCGAGGUCGAAACGCGAAAACUAACUUUCCAUGUCAAUCACAAAACAUAAACAAAAACAUACAUGAAGAGAAUUGCAGGACAUUGGAGAAGAAUCCAAGGUUGUAUCAGCUUCUUCAUUGCGCCCUCGCGAAGACUCUCGCGAGAUCAUCUGCAUCUCCAAUGGUGAUCAAUAAUCAAGAUGUGGGGGAUAAAGUUCAUGAUUUUGACAGUAGUACUGUUGAAGAAACUAUACUUUGUUCUUCUACAGCCUCAGAUGGGCUUUAUUCAUAUGGUAGCAGCUCAAAGGUUUAUUCUUCUGUUGUUGUUGCUCCUUCUUUUAGUGCUUCUUUUUAAUUGUCUAGGACCAAAGACUAAAAUAGUUAUCAAGAUAACUCUAGAAAACCUACUCUCUUUUUCCCUUUUUUGAGUGAGUUUUUCAGUCUGUAAAUUAUGUUUUCCAUUCCGCGUAACUUGUAGUUCUGGUUCUUGAGAUAAUC